AAGGAGAGCAAUAUCUCAAGGAUAAACAAGGCUGAUCUCCGGACGUGUCGCGUUCAGAUAUACUGCAAACCGCGACGAUAAUGACGGCCUCGCACGAAUACGGUAUAGUGGGAUGUUUCAACAGACCGCAAACGUAUUUGCCGAUGUCUACAUCACAUUGGCUCAUAUUUUCAUUCUGCGCGGUCUCAAGGCCUUUCUGGUCACUGAGACUUCAAGCGUCGGUUGUAUGCUUCACAAAUUGAUAGUGUACACCGCAACACGAGGCCUGCUUCUCACGGCUGUUCAAUUGCUCGAAAUGACAACAGUAUGGUGCGCACGCCCAGUCAUGAUGCGUAUGUAUCGAUCGGAGGGGUUCAAAUUCAUCGUCGACAGCACACAUAAUACAUACGUGUCGAUGGCAGUGAUGCUCCCUCAAAGCACCCUGUACUGCAAUUCCGUGCUCGCGGUGCUCAAUGUUCGUCGACACAUUCGCUCGAGCAAGUCAACAAGCCCAAGAGAGCUUGCCCUCUUAUGUAAUUCACUCAACACGGCGGCGCAGACCUGCGGACCACCAGCCUGAUCAUGUAGGCGCUGUCUGUCGUUACAAUGCAGGCUAUGGUUCAUUUUACCCGCCGGACCCCAACACCAACACAUUCCUGCCAUAUGUAUAUUUGGAAGCAAUGUGGACGCGGCACCCUCCAACCAUUCGCUGAUAGGCUUCUGUUCAUUAUCCUUCACAUCACU
Molecule: messenger RNA, 723 nt
Organism: Fomitopsis serialis
Lineage: Eukaryota; Fungi; Basidiomycota; Agaricomycetes; Polyporales; Fomitopsidaceae
Exons: 5
Coding region: 113-559 (148 amino acids)
Source: RefSeq, a predicted model, not a curated record